AUGAUGCCCUUGGCUAAGGAUACCGGACUUGAGAGGCUCGAUGCAUACAAAGCCUACACCGAGGGCUUGCCCCAGACCUUCUGCAACUGCAAGAAGACGACGACAGACCACGUGGAAUUGGCGUACUGUAUGUCCAUUAGCACGUAUGCCAACCCCGAUACGAACCUGUACAGUGAAAACAUACAGGCGCUGCGGUUCGACGGCGCCGGCGCCAGCACAGGGUCCGACUGCGAGGGCCUGUUCAUAGCAUGGGCUGACGAAAGAAUUGAGUCGGUCCGCGAGCUGGUUCAUGUGUUUGGCCGCAAUGAGGUGCCGCCCCAGGUAGACAGAAGCCGCCGGAAUUUUUACGAGCUAAAAUUCGUCACGGCAAAGUGUGAGCAGAGUAAGGAUGAGGAUGACAUGUUGCAGCUUGGCAAGGCUGCAGUGCCGAUAACUGCUAGAUGCAGUACUACAACGUCAUUUCGCAUUCCUGCUGGCGGCGAGCCUGGUGAUAUGCCCUCGAAUAUGCCCGCCAUUGUGCGGCAGGCGUGGGGCAGAUGUACGGCGCGGUAUUUCCCUUACGUCCGGCUCAAGCAGGCGCUGCGCCUUCUCGGAGUGGUGGACAAGCAGACACAGCAUAGGUUGCUGGACUGGCUGAGGCAGCAGAAUCGCCUUGAGUGGUCCCAAAUGUUGCGUCAUCCAUGGGAAGUGGCGCACCUGGAGCUCCUCGCGGGCAGGUGGGUGAUGGGGACGGAUCAAGGACGCCGCAAUGUUGGAAGAAGUGCGUGCGGCCGGGAUGAACGCAAAUGA
Messenger RNA from Diaporthe amygdali, 789 nucleotides. RefSeq lists its product as uncharacterized. The record is from RefSeq and is a predicted model, not a curated record. Lineage: Eukaryota; Fungi; Ascomycota; Sordariomycetes; Diaporthales; Diaporthaceae. The coding region runs from base 1 to 789 and encodes 262 amino acids. The transcript has 2 exons.